AUGGUGAUGAUUCAAGAAGAAGAACAAGUGAAGGAGAAAGAACCAACACCACCGUCGCCUACUUCUUCAUCGUCCUUGGAUUAUGAAAAUCUUCCACCACAAAAGAUAAGGAGUCUUCAAGAAUUAUAUGAGGUGACAACUCCACUUAAUCUCAUUUGCCUUUGUGUUAAUGAAGAGAUUGUAUCUUUUGAAGAAGCUAUUAAAGAUAGCAAAUGGAAGAAAACCAUGGAUGAAGAGAUGAAGGCAAUUGAGAAGAAUGAAACUUGGCAUCUUACUACUUUGCCCAAUGGCCACAAACCCAUUGGUGUGAAGUGGGUUUAUAAAAUAAAGAAAAAUGCUCAAGGAGAAAUAGAAAAGUACAAAGCGCGACUUGUGGCAAAAGGCUACAAACAAAAAGUCGACAUUUACUACAAAGAAUUGUUUACUCUCGUUGCUCGAAUAGAGUCUAUAAGGUUGAUAAUCUCUUUAACCGCUCAACUAAAGUGA
Messenger RNA from Zingiber officinale, 486 nucleotides. RefSeq lists its product as uncharacterized. The coding region runs from base 1 to 486 and encodes 161 amino acids. The record is from RefSeq and is a predicted model, not a curated record. Lineage: Eukaryota; Viridiplantae; Streptophyta; Magnoliopsida; Zingiberales; Zingiberaceae. The transcript has a single exon.